AUGCAGCAUUCUGCCGGGGCCGAGGGGUCCAACACGGUUGAAGAUGUGUUCUCUUCUCGCGGCAAACAGCAACACCAGCCAGCAUCCGCCACAGAGACAAUAUCCACCGGGGGUCGGUCGGUCGGUCGGUCGGUGGAGGUUCCCACAAUUUUCACGAUCAACGAUCAACGAUCAACGAUCAACGAUCAACAAUCAACGAUCAACGAUCAACGAUCAACGAUCAACGAUCAACGAUCAACGAUCAACGAUCAACGAUCAACGAUCAACGAUCAACGAUCAACGAUCAACAAUCAACAAUCAACAAUCAACAAUCAACGAUCAACAAUCAACGAUCAACGAUCAACGAUCAACGAUCAACGAUCAACGAUCAACGAUCAACGAUCAACGAUCAACGAUCAACGAUCAACGAUCAACGAUCAACGAUCAACGAUCAACGAUCAACGAUCAACGAUCAACGAUCAACGAUCAACGAUCAACGAUCAACGAUCAACGAUAAACGAUAAACGAUAAACGAUAAUUGAUAAACGAUAAACGAUAAACGAUAAACGAUAAACGAUAAACGAUAAACGAUAAACGAUAAACGAUAAACGAUAAACGAUAAACGAUAAACGAUAAACGAUAAACGAUAAACGAUAAACGAUAAACGAUAAACGAUAAACGAUAAACGAUAAACGAUAAACGAUAAACGAUAAACGAUAAACGAUAAACGAUAAACGAUAAACGAUAAACGAUAAACGAUAAACGAUAAACGAUAAACGAUAAACGAUAAACGAUAAACGAUAAACGAUAAACGAUAAACGA
Molecule: messenger RNA, 801 nt
Organism: Malaya genurostris
Lineage: Eukaryota; Metazoa; Arthropoda; Insecta; Diptera; Culicidae
Product: extracellular matrix-binding protein ebh-like
Exons: 2
Source: RefSeq, a predicted model, not a curated record